Messenger RNA from Nanorana parkeri, 2839 nucleotides. RefSeq names its product glutamine rich 2 (gene QRICH2). The record is from RefSeq and is a predicted model, not a curated record. Lineage: Eukaryota; Metazoa; Chordata; Amphibia; Anura; Dicroglossidae. The transcript is spliced from 15 exons.
GCUGGGAGAGCCUUGGCAGCUCACUCUAGAUUGAAAGGAAAUCUCGUCUGAUCACUCCACAUUGUGUUUCCAGGAGAACUCUGGUUUCUGGCUCACAAAACCCGGCAGCACUUUUGAUUUCAACCAGUGAAUGAGCUAUGGCAACAGUCAUCAGCCUUUCUGAUCUGGUGAAUUUAUCCAUUGGCACACCUGAAGUUGGCAACGUUAAUUUCAAUGCCUUGCACGCUCUUCUUCACGCCAUAAUAAAGCAUUUAAACAUCCAAGACCUUAAAGCUGAGAUCCCACAGGAAAAUAGCGGCCCAUACAAUCCCCCUAAAGGGCUGGUGAAGGCGGAUGAAGAGGGGCACAAUGGCAAGGUGCCAAAUGGGUACUAUCUGAUGGAGCAAAAGAUCUUGAAAUUAGAGCAGCAGUUACAAGCGCUGAAUAGUUUGCCCACUGGACUGGAUCUAAUGGAAAGAGCGAAAUCACAGCAGGGUGGCAACACGCAGGUAGAAGAUAUGUGGAAUAUGAUGCAGAUGAAGAAAAAACUUGAGGCUAAUGAAGAUGGCGUAAGUCAUGCCAUGACAGUGUUACAAGAUCUGCUCCAUGAGAUCAGUCUUCUUAAGGACUCUCAUCAAGAAGUGGAAAGCCAGCUACAGAAAGUCACAGAGAACAUACAGCAGGAUAAUGUGCAGGAGCUGGAGCAGCGACUGACCCUCAUGGAGCUAAAGGUAGCUACAAAGGGAGAUGUAGAAAACUUGCAGAUAGAACAUCAAUCUGUCCAGAAGAAGCUGAAUGAUCUGGAUGAGAGGCUGGCAAAGUUUCCAAGUCCGGGUGAUCUGAGUAAUGUGGUACAGUGGGAAAUAUUGCAUGACACUUUGGUGAUACAACCGGCGGCUGUGGAUGCCCAGACCUCAAAUGUUCUACCCAUUGAUCAGGGCACUACAACCUCUAAAACAUCUUUGGUUGGGGAAAUGACUUCACAACCUACUCUUCAAGAGCCAGCUACUUCAGCAUCCAUGUCCCAAGCUCCGGUUGAAGUUGCACAAAUUACUGAGGGCCUUAAAACUGAAGAACCUGUACACACUGUUGUUGAAACGGAAAUAAGUCUAGCACAAGAACCCAUUGGGAAGUCCUCCUUCUCUGCUUCUGACACUCAUGAAGAACUUACUCAAGGGAAUGGUCAAGAAGGCACAUCCAUCCCAUUUCAAACAGAUAAAGCAAGCCAGAAACUUGAAGAUAAUUCCCAUGCUCAACCUUGCGGUCCUGCUACUGACCAUUCUGUGACUAAUGUUCCUAUUGUUAGUCAGGAGAAUGCAUACUCUCCAGGUUCUCCUGGAGAUGGUUAUUCCUCACUCGCUACACUUAGUGCAGAUGGAACAACUCAAAUUCCUGGUUUACACCCCACAACAACAGCACAGCUAAUGGUUGUAGGUGAUAGCAAUAAUUAUUCCCCAGCCCCUGCUAGCUAUCCUGGUACUCCAAAUAAAGAUACACCCCCAAAUACACCAUCAUCCUCCCAUGGCAGCCGUCCAUCACAUCGCUUUGCAGAUACAGUGAAAGCACUUCGCAACAUUGGUGCCCUUUCUGGGGAACAUGCAUUGCUUCAAGCACGGGUGGAGGCACUGGAGAGAAUCAAAGAAGAUAGAACAGAACUCGGCAUGCUGCAAGGAACCACAGCUGAACAUCUCAAAAACCUAUCAGGCCUGCAAGAGCAGCUGAGCUCCCUUUAUAAAGACGUAGAAGAGUUAAAAAGUAACAGUGAAAAGGACAAGGAUCUGCUCCAGGACAAAGUGCGGCAGCUGCAAGAGGAGCUGGAGCAGCUGGACAAGUCCUCAGGCUCCAUAUUCCAGGAUCAGCAAGAGAAGCAGAGACACAUAAAUACCAUUUAUCAGGCUCUGGAGAAGCUGGAGGAGAAGAAGGUCGACAAGGUUGAUGAGCUGAUGACUGCUGAUGAGCUCAAGGUAGAUUUGGAGUAGAUUUUCCCAUUCAAAAAGGCAGACAUGCAUUCCUUGGAAGGUAAAGUGAGCCGCUCUCAGUUUGAUGCCACCACUGAUCACAUAAACAGCAUGAUGCAGGAGCUGCUGGGCAAAGUAAGUGGGCAGGAGCAGGACUGGCAGAGAGUGCUGGAAAAGAUCAACCUGGAGAUGCAGAGUAAACUGGAUCGCAUGGAACUGGAUCCUCUUAAGAAGAAAUUAGAAGAACGAUGGAAGGAAAUUCGCCGACAGCUGCAAGAAAAACCACCCCAGUACGAGUCUGAUGACGCUGCCGGUAUCCGCAGGCAGCUAUUCCACUGCCUGUCAUGUGACCGCCGUAUAAACAUGAUGGUACCGGGACCGCCGAUAUUAACAAUCCCCAACAUUCCAGGACUGCCAUUUCAUCGCUCCCUUCGGCCCUUCACAGUUUACGAACUGGAUCAAAUUCGUCAGUGCAACCGCAGUGAUCGCAUUGCUGACUUUACUGAUCUUGGGUAUAUACCAACUAACCGAAAAUGUGGAGGGAGCCACACAGUGACCUUCCCGCAUCGACGUUAUGUCAGGAUGCAGGGUAUCACCCCGUGUUCCUCUCAAGAAGAAGAUCUGGUGGGAGUUGGUCUGAAGGAGGAGAUUGAUAUUCAGGGAUCUGAUGGUCAAAUUUAUCAUGGCAGGAUGGACUCCAAUUUACCAGCUAUACAUGUUAAAGAUGGAAGAUCUAAACGAGUGAAACAUCCUCAAGGAUCACAGAAAUCCCUUCUUGCAAACGAUGUCAGUGUGCCACCCUCCCGUGCGCAGAGUGCCAAGUCUUUUGUUUCAAAUAGAAAACCAGUGUUAGAUGCCCAGAUAACCAGCUUCACAUGAAACCCAACGUCUGCUGUCCAGCA